This is a messenger RNA of Lotus japonicus, 902 nucleotides long. RefSeq names its product FCS-Like Zinc finger 6-like. The record is from RefSeq and is a predicted model, not a curated record. The transcript is spliced from 2 exons. Bases 159 to 623 code for a protein of 154 amino acids. NCBI's taxonomy places the organism in Eukaryota, Viridiplantae, Streptophyta, Magnoliopsida, Fabales, Fabaceae.
CACCCUCCCUUCACCUCACUCUCCCCCCUUCUUCCCUUCUCACUCUCUCUCUCUCUCUCACAGCAAAACCAGCAGCACUUGCAAACUAGCAUAGAGUUUGUGUUUGCUGGUAGAAAUCAAAAGAGGGAGAAGGAGAAAAAAAACUCCAGAAGAACAAGAUGUUGCUAGGGAAGAGACCUCGUCCUCCAAUGAAGAGAACCACAAGCAUGUCUGAGAUAACCUUGGAUCUGAACACCACCACGGUUGUCACCACCGAUGUUAGAUCCGGUGGCGGCGGCAGUGGUGGGUUCAAUAAUGGGUUAGAUCAGACCAAGGUUUUGGCUCCAGUUCCACCCAGAAACCAUAGAAGGCAUUCCUCUGAUUUCACAGGGACUCCUGAUUUCUUGCGCUCUUGCUGUCUCUGCAGACGCCGUCUCGUACCAGGUCGUGACAUCUACAUGUACAGGGGUGAUAGUGCUUUCUGCAGCCUCGAGUGUCGUCAGCAGCAGAUGAAGCAAGAUGAGAGAAAAGAGAAGCUUUUGGUGGCAUCAGCCAAGAAACAAGUUGUGGCGGCUCCAGCUUCAUCUGGUUCUCAAGUCACCAACACCGCCAGCAAAGGCGAAACAACAGUGGCUGCUUUGUAAAUUAAAAUUCCCAACCCAAGGAUCCAAAUAUGUUCAUAUACCUAUCUAUCCCCUUAGUUUCCCUUGGCCUCACAUCUUUUUGCUUCUUUUUUUUUUCUUCAUCUUUUCACCCUUUUUUUUUUCCUUUGUAGUUUUUACUUUUUACCUUGGUACCUUUUAGGAUAGUGGGAGUGGGUGCGCUUCUUUGCUUACAUGGGCAGGUAAUUUUUGAAUUACCUUGUAGUAAUCUCAUUGGGAUUUUGGAUCCAUAGAUGAAUUGGAAAGCAAAAAUUCUGAAAA